GAGCACCUUAGCUGAAUGCUCUCCAUAAUUCCCUUUGGCAGCUUUUUCAGUACCACCCAGGCUUGUCAUUGGGCACCUGGGCUUCCCAGCAGGCCAGCUGGGGUCUAGGGAGAGGACUUGUCUUCUCUACUUGGCCACAGAAUGAAGCUACUUAUCAGAGCCCUCUUCUUGUGGUUGAGUCUAAGGGGUUGUGUGGCCCAGACUGAACCGGACUCUGAAACUGGGGAAUCCUAUUCUGACUGGGGUCUUCGGCACAUCCGGGGAAGCUUUGAAUCAGUCAACAGCUAUUUUGACUCCUUUCUUGAGCUGCUAGGAGGAAAGAAUGGGGUUUGCCAGUAUAGGUGCAGAUACGGGAAGGCACCAAUACCCAGACCUGGUUACAAGCCUCAGGAGCCCAACGGCUGCAGCUCUUACUUCCUGGGUCUCAAGGUACCGGACAGUAUGGACUUGGGGAUCCCAGCAAUGACCAAGUGCUGCAACCAGCUGGACACCUGUUACGACACAUGCGGGGCCAACAAAUACCGCUGCGAUGCCAAGUUCCGCUGGUGCCUCCACUCCAUCUGCUCAGACCUCAAGCGCAGCCUGGGCUUCGUCUCCAAGGUGGCAGCUUGUGAUUCACUCGCCGACACGAUAUUCAAUACCGUAUGGACCUUGGGCUGCCGACCAUUCAUGAACAGUCAGAGGGCAGCCUGCAUCUGUGCUGAAGAAGAGAAGGAAGAGUUAUGAUGAAGAGUUGGCUUCCCCCUGCCCUCCAGUGAUACCACACCUGCCUGCAUCCCUCCCUCAGAGAGGACAAUGAAAUCACGAGAUACUCCAUCAGCCAUAUUCCAUCCUUCUUUGUAACAGCCUAGCUACCACAAAGAGAGAGGGUGCAGUAAAUUACAGCUUGGAAAGUGAGUCAUGACUUUUGCGGAGACCUGCCUGACAAUGAGCAGGAGAGAGAUUGGAAAGCCUGAUAUUCCACUGCAAGUCCUAGAAAUCCCCCUGCCUGGUAAAACUGUUCACACAGAGAAACUGCAGCACAAACUUUGAGAGUCCUGGACUUGAAGCUUGUAUUCACACAGGAACUUUGGGCAAAUCUUGACUCUCCUGAGGGGGGUGAUGGCUUUCCAUCAGUCCAUGCUUUGGUUGUCCCUUGCUAGACACAAUAAAGUGAACUUUUUAAAAA
Molecule: messenger RNA, 1168 nt
Organism: Vombatus ursinus (common wombat)
Lineage: Eukaryota; Metazoa; Chordata; Mammalia; Diprotodontia; Vombatidae
Gene: PLA2G12B
Product: phospholipase A2 group XIIB
Exons: 4
Coding region: 142-726 (194 amino acids)
Biological process (GO): phospholipid metabolic process; lipid catabolic process; cholesterol homeostasis
Cellular component (GO): extracellular region
Molecular function (GO): calcium ion binding; A2-type glycerophospholipase activity
Source: RefSeq, a predicted model, not a curated record